Papaver somniferum (opium poppy) is the source of this 549-nucleotide messenger RNA. RefSeq lists its product as uncharacterized. The record is from RefSeq and is a predicted model, not a curated record. Lineage: Eukaryota; Viridiplantae; Streptophyta; Magnoliopsida; Ranunculales; Papaveraceae. Bases 1 to 549 code for a protein of 182 amino acids. Gene Ontology annotation, molecular function: pectinesterase inhibitor activity. Gene Ontology annotation, biological process: negative regulation of catalytic activity. The transcript has a single exon.
AUGGCGUUUCUUAGAAUGUUCAUGAUUUCUGCUGCCAUCGUUCUUGUUAUGUUUCUCUUGAAUCAUCUACCUUCAACUUUUGUUAGGGCAGACGAUGAACUAAUUCGUCAAGUAUGUCACAACUCGGAGUCCCCAACACCUUGUAACCAGUGUGUCAAAUCCGAUAAUCGAAGUGAUAAUGCCAAUACUGUUGGAAUUGCUACGAUUGUUGUUGAUUGCAUAAAGUUUCAGGCUAAUAACUUACAAACAAAUAUUUCUGCAUUAGCCUCUAUAUAUAAAGAUGAUGUUGCUGCAAAUCGAACCAUUACACAAUGCCGGAUUUUUUUUUCUCAUGCAAAGUCAGAUCUCAAUACAGCUACUCAAGAUUUGAAGAAAGGUGAUUACGAUGCUUCAGAUAAAUCAGUAUUCAAUGCUUUAUUGCAUCAGAAUUCUUGCAAAACUCUAUUCGAAAAUAGCCCAAAGAUAAAAUUUACACCUCAUAUCUUUUAUGGGUUCAAUAUGUUUGAAAAACUCUCACAAAUAGCUUUGAGCAUUAUCGUUCGUCUUUGA